Molecule: messenger RNA, 1056 nt
Organism: Rotaria sordida
Lineage: Eukaryota; Metazoa; Rotifera; Eurotatoria; Philodinida; Philodinidae
Source: the annotation of a GenBank genome assembly
AUGACACAAAAACAUAUUGAAUGGUUUUGGAAAUCCGAUGAUAAUCCAUUUUCAAACAUGGAAUCGUCUCAAUGGAAUCAAUAUUCGGAUGUUGAAAAUAUAAUUAUUGAAGAAGCAUUUACGACAUUGAAGAAACCCAAUGUUAUUCUUGAUGAUUAUCAUAUUGAUUUUGAACAUCGAGUUCAGAUUUCGAAUGAUGAUAAAAGUAAACAACGUCCGGUAAAGCGAGUAGAAAUGAAUAAAGAUGAAAGAUGCUUAAGAGAAGCACGUUUUAUGCCAAAUCCAUUAGUACCUACCCGUUCUUUUCAUGAGUUAGUUGGAUUUAAAAAGGUUUUUAUCGAUAGUUUCGUAGAAUCCUUCGAUCUUAAAUCUAUAAACGACUGGGAAAAACGAAAAUAUGAGAUAAUAGAGAAAGCAAUGUUGGGUAUUUUACAUGAAGGACAACUAGCCGGAAAACAACGUGAAGCUAAAUGGAUUAUUGAACAGUUAGAAAAAGUUAAAGAUAAAACAAAGACAGAGAUUGGCAAAUGUUGCAUUUAUCUUUAUUCACUUGAAUCAUUUCUCUAUAAAAUUCUUAAUCAAACAAUGCGUCUCAUAGGUGACAAAAAUCAUGAAAAUAUCUGGCAAAAUAAAAUAGAAACUCUUGGUCCUUUUGCUUUCCUUCUCUACUAUUAUUUAUCUUUCGAAAAUUUAAAUCACCGAACACAUACCACUGUAUAUCGAGGUGCCCAAUUGACUAAUGAAAUGAUUGCUGAAUAUCAACAUGUUGCUCGAAGUAAAGAUCCACGACGAUCAUUUCAAGCAUUUACAUCAUGUAGUCGAAAUCGUACAAAAGCCGAACAGUUUGGUAAUGCUUUAUUUAUUUUGAAUGCUGACAAACGUACUUCAUAUCGUACAUUGAACAUGGAUAUUUCUUCUCUAUCUGCUUAUCCAGAUGAAGAAGAAAUACUUAUACGACCGGGACGAUCUUUUAAAAUUGAACGUGUUGAAUUUGACAAGACGAAACAGAAACAUGUUAUCUAUUUAACAUUGAUAUCAACAAGCGAUACAAAUUAG